Molecule: messenger RNA, 740 nt
Organism: Meloidogyne enterolobii
Lineage: Eukaryota; Metazoa; Nematoda; Chromadorea; Rhabditida; Meloidogynidae
Source: the annotation of a GenBank genome assembly
UCCCUCCUAUAUAUUCAAUACAGAUAUUAAACGUGCAUUCAAUCCUUUUUUUGUGUUGGCCUUCAGAAUAAUCAAAAUGGUUGUUGAAGUUGAAAUCGUUAUGAACAUAAUCGACGGUCUUAAAGAAUUGGUCAAUUUGUUCUUUUAUGCUGGACGUCUUCUGUUUUUGUUUGUGAAUGAUUUCUUCAAUACUCCUUGGAAAUUCGACGAGCCAGGAAAGGAAAUAGUUCGAAAAAGGGGUUCAGAUGCACGAGGAGGUGGUGGAAGUAUUAUCGAAAAGAAAUCUAAUGAUAGUGGUCCUGGUGGAUUUUCGGAAAUGCUUAAAUUGGAAGGAGAUGUUCCCCCUUCACUGCGCUUCUCUUCCCGCGCUCCACGGCCUGAUCAACCCGGAGAUAAUCUAAAAAGUACAGGCAAUGUUGCAGCUGAUGACCCAUUCUUCAACGUUACUUCUUUGCCAACAGCGCCAACUCCUGGAGUGCCCAGAGGAGAGCAUGCGCACAAAUAUUCGCAGGAAUAUGAGACGUUGGCCUCAUUGGAUACGAGCACGUUGUUCCCUGAGAAAACAGAAGAGAAGAAAGAUAAUUAGGAAGAAUAUAAGAAAAAGAAUAUUUGUUAAUUGGUUGAUAAAAAUGUGUAGAUUGUGUUGAAAUUUGUGAAAAGUUGAUAAAAGUUUUUGGAGGAUUUGUGAGCAAAUUUUGAAUGUUUAUAGGACAAGAGAAGUAAAAUGAAGGAGAUGUUCC